AUGGACAGUCAGUCCAAGAUAACCACCGAAUCCGUCCUGUCUGGACUCAACCUUUUCAUCUGUCCAGAUGGCAAAUUGACUGUGAUUGGCUUAGUGCGGGCCAUGUGCCUACUUGUGUUUGAUGUCCUCAAUGCCACAUUUGAAAAUGUAGUCUGUUAUGAGAAGACAGAUGAUGUCUCGGAGAAGACUUCGUUGGCUGACCAGGAGGAAGUAAGGACGAUCUUCAUCAACCAGCCCCAGCUGACAAAAUUCUGCAAUAACCAUGUCAGCACUGCAAAAUACAACAUAAUCACAUUCCUCCCAAGAUUCCUCUACUCUCAGUUCAGAAGAGCUGCUAAUUCAUUUUUUCUCUUUAUUGCACUGCUUCAGCAAAUACCUGAUGUGUCACCUACAGGUCGUUACACAACACUGGUUCCUCUCUUAUUUAUUUUAGCUGUGGCAGCCAUCAAAGAGAUAAUAGAAGAUAUUAAACGACAUAAAGCUGAUAAUGCCGUGAACAAGAAACAGACACAAGUUUUGAGAAAUGGUGCUUGGGAAAUUGUUCACUGGGAAAAGGUGGCAGUAGGGGAGAUAGUGAAAGUGGCCAAUGGGGAACACCUCCCAGCAGACCUCAUCAGUCUGUCCUCAAGUGAGCCCCAGGCCAUGUGCUACAUAGAAACAUCCAACUUAGAUGGUGAAACAAACUUGAAAAUUAGACAGGGCUUACCAGCAACCUCGGAUAUCAAAGACAUUGACAGUUUGAUGAGGAUUUCUGGCAGAAUUGAGUGUGAAAGCCCAAACAGACAUCUCUAUGAUUUUGUUGGAAACAUAAGGCUGAAUGGACAUGGCACUGUUCCACUGGGAGCUGAUCAGAUUCUUCUUCGAGGUGCUCAGUUGAGAAAUACACAGUGGGUUCACGGAAUAGUUGUCUACACUGGACAUGACACCAAGCUGAUGCAGAAUUCAACAAGUCCACCACUCAAGCUCUCAAAUGUGGAACGGAUUACAAAUGUACAAAUUUUGAUUUUAUUUUGCAUCUUAAUCGCCAUGUCUCUUAUCUGUUCUGUGGGCUCAGCCAUUUGGAAUCGAAGGCAUUCUGGAAAGGACUGGUAUCUUAGUCUACACUAUGGCGGUGCUAAUAAUUUUGGACUGAAUUUCUUGACCUUCAUCAUCCUUUUCAACAAUCUCAUUCCUAUCAGCUUGUUGGUUACAUUAGAAGUGGUGAAAUUUACCCAGGCAUACUUCAUAAAUUGGGAUCUCGACAUGCACUAUGAACCCACGGACACUGCUGCUAUGGCUCGAACAUCUAACCUAAAUGAGGAACUUGGCCAGGUUAAAUACAUAUUUUCUGACAAAACUGGGACUCUGACAUGCAAUGUCAUGCAGUUUAAGAAGUGCACCAUAGCAGGAGUUGCUUAUGGCCAUGUCCCUGAGCCUGAGGAUUAUGGCUGCUCUCCUGAUGAAUGGCAGAGCUCACAGUUUGGAGAUGAAAAAACAUUUAGUGAUUCAUCAUUGCUGGAAAAUCUUCAAAAUAAUCAUCCAACUGCCCCUAUAAUAUGUGAAUUUCUUACGAUGAUGGCAGUCUGUCACACAGCCGUGCCAGAGCGAGAAGGUGAUAAGAUUAUUUACCAAGCAGCAUCUCCAGAUGAAGGAGCAUUGGUUAGAGCAGCUAAGCAGCUGAAUUUCGUUUUCACUGGAAGAACACCUGACUCCGUGAUUAUAGAUUCACUGGGGCAGGAAGAAAGAUAUGAGUUGCUCAAUGUCCUGGAGUUCACCAGCGCUAGAAAAAGAAUGUCAGUGAUUGUUCGCACUCCAUCCGGGAAGUUACGACUCUACUGCAAAGGAGCUGAUACUGUGAUUUAUGACCGACUGGCAGAGACUUCCAAAUAUAAAGAAAUUACCCUAAAACAUCUAGAGCAGUUUGCUACAGAAGGGCUAAGGACCUUGUGUUUUGCUGUGGCUGAGAUUUCAGAAAGCGACUUCCAGGAGUGGCGAGCGGUCUACCAGAGAGCAUCCACGUCGGUGCAAAACAGGCUGCUCAAGCUUGAGGAGAGUUACGAGUUAAUUGAAAAGAAUCUUCAGCUACUUGGAGCAACGGCCAUUGAGGAUAAAUUGCAAGAUCAAGUGCCUGAAACCAUAGAAACUCUAAUGAAAGCAGACAUCAAGAUCUGGAUCCUCACAGGAGACAAGCAAGAAACUGCCAUUAACAUUGGACACUCCUGCAAACUCUUGAAGAGGAACAUGGGAAUGAUUGUUAUAAAUGAAGGCUCUCUUGAUGGAACAAGGGAAACUCUCAGUCGUCACUGCACUACCCUUGGCGAUGCCCUUCGAAAAGAGAAUGAUUUUGCUCUUAUAAUUGAUGGGAAAACCCUGAAGUAUGCCUUAACCUUUGGAGUACGACAAUAUUUCCUAGAUUUAGCUUUGUCAUGCAAAGCUGUCAUUUGCUGCAGGGUUUCUCCUCUUCAAAAAUCAGAAGUCGUUGAGAUGGUUAAGAAGCAAGUCAAAGUCAUAACACUCGCCAUCGGUGACGGAGCCAAUGAUGUCAGUAUGAUCCAGACGGCGCACGUGGGUGUGGGUAUCAGUGGCAAUGAAGGCCUGCAGGCAGCUAACUCUUCUGACUACUCCAUAGCGCAGUUCAAGUAUUUGAAGAAUUUAUUGAUGGUUCAUGGGGCCUGGAACUACAACAGAGUCUCCAAGUGCAUCUUGUACUGUUUCUACAAGAAUAUAGUACUCUAUAUUAUCGAGAUCUGGUUUGCCUUUGUCAAUGGCUUUUCUGGACAGAUCCUCUUUGAGAGAUGGUGUAUAGGUCUUUACAAUGUGAUGUUUACAGCAAUGCCUCCCUUAACUCUUGGAAUAUUUGAGAGAUCAUGCAGAAAAGAGAACAUGCUGAAGUACCCUGAAUUAUACAAAACGUCUCAGAACGCCCUGGACUUCAACACCAAGGUUUUCUGGGUUCAUUGUUUGAAUGGCCUCUUCCACUCGGUCAUCCUGUUUUGGUUUCCACUCAAAGCCCUUCAGUAUGGUACUGUGUUUGGGAAUGGGAAGACCUCAGAUUACCUGCUGCUGGGAAACUUUGUCUACACAUUUGUGGUGAUAACUGUGUGUUUAAAAGCUGGAUUGGAGACAUCAUACUGGACAUGGUUCAGCCACAUAGCGAUAUGGGGCAGCAUCGCACUCUGGGUGGUGUUUUUUGGAAUCUACUCAUCUCUGUGGCCUGCUGUUCCAAUGGCCCCUGAUAUGUCGGGAGAGGCAGCCAUGUUGUUCAGCUCCGGAGUCUUUUGGAUGGGCCUGCUGUUCAUCCCUGUGGCCUCGCUGCUCCUGGACGUGGUGUACAAGGUUAUCAAGAGGACUGCUUUUAAGACAUUAGUUGAUGAGGUGCAGGAGCUGGAAGCAAAGUCUCAAGACCCAGGAGCAGUUGUGCUUGGAAAAAGCCUCACCGAGCGGGCGCAACUGCUCAAGAACGUCUUUAAGAAGAACCAUGUGAACUUGUACCGGUCUGAAUCGCUGCAGCAAAACCUGCUCCAUGGAUAUGCUUUCUCUCAAGAUGAAAAUGGGAUUGUUUCACAGUCUGAAGUGAUUCGGGCAUAUGAUACCACGAAACAGAGGCCGGAUGAGUGGUGACAGGGAGGAGCUGAGAGGCAGGCUCUGCUCUGUCUCGAAGGAGAGCUACCCAGUUGUCACCAGGCUCAGCUGACCAGUUCCAGUCUGGCUCAUGGAGAGGGAGGGCGAAUCUAAGCUCAUCUUGUUGAUGAACAUUUCAGAUUCAUGUAUAUGAUAGACAUAAGCACUGUGCCACUGUACUGUAACACCAUCUCCUUCCGGAUUUUAAAAGUAUUUGCUAAAUCUUUGUAAACAGAAUGGAAAAUGACCUGGUAUCUUGCCAGAAUGCUUUCGUAAACAGAGAAUAGGUCAGUACCCUAUGCCACUGUCCUGGGGCUGUAACUGACUCUCUGUUUAUUGGCUAUCCCACAAGGUGACCAACCAUGAAAAAAAAUUCUAAAAUGGUAUUUAGCUAAAGGGACUCUUGAUAUCCAAACUUAGAUUCCAGGAUAUGCUGAAACAAACCAGCGUUCUUUAAGGAACUGACUCAUGUUACUGAGCAAAAUUUCUAAACAAGGCGUUAAUAAGCGUUUGUGUCAAAAAUUGUCUUGAUAAAUGUUUGCCAAAGAAGUUCAGUAAGUGUAUUUCUAGUUCAGUAGUCAUUUGCCCGGAAAUUUAAGAGAAAGUUUACUUCCAGUUCUGCUGUAAGAUCUGCAUGCUUGACUUUUCAAAUGUAAGAGUGAUUUGCAAAAAUGAAUAUUUCAAGGCAUUUGCUACUACAAUCUGUGAUGUUGCACCUUUGGCCUUACAAAUGCUUCUUUGUUGUUUGUCUUGUUUAUUUGUUAAAGUUAGAGGAUACAAGUGUUAAUGUGACUCUGUCAUUAUGAUAACUGAUUUUUUUAAAUUGUAUUUAUGUCUCAGUCGUUUCUGAUGAAGUUUCAUCAUAAUUUAGAUUUUUCUAAAUAUCUGGCUUGUGCCGUGGGUUAAGUCAUGUCAUUUUUGUCUUAAAGUUUUCCCUCUUCCGAAAAUUACCCUUACAUAUUUAUGUGGGAUUCCCAAAGCCUCUGUCAAGAUGUUUAAAAUAACACGUCAGAUAAACGCAUGGGCUUUUGUAUUGUACAUAGGCUCAGCUUCUGUAUCGUGGUCUGGUUCUUACUGUUGUUCCCACUUGAGAUGCCUGCUGUCAUGUAGCACAUCCAGUGUUAUGGUGACUGUCCCUAUACAUAAGGCUGAAAAUUACUUCACAGUUCACGUGUCAAGUAGUUCCCAAAAUUAGUCACACGCUGCUUAUUGGGACAAAGAAGUAAUACAUUUUCCCCAUUUAAAAAUACCUAUGUUAUGCAAGCCUGUAACUUUACAUUCAAAGAACACUUUUCAUCACAAGUACGUUUCAUUACAUUUUUAAAUGUGUGUUUCAUUAUUUUCAACAUCUCCAAGACAUCUCCUGAAAAUGCCUAUUUUGCUACCAAAAAUAACUGGUGAAGGAGCUGUUUAAAAACUACAACCAGUUUUCUACACUAUUUUUUAAAUAAUACUUUCAUUUAAAGAAAAAAGGAAUUAUAGUUCUCAGAUACACUUCAGAGAUUGAAGCAAACUAUUUGCCUUUUAUUCAAAAGCCUGUUUGCCUUUAAGUGGACUUACCAGCAAAAUAGGUAGAACUUUCUCUUGUUUAAAAAAAAAAAGGAACUAGAAUUGAGAAGAGAGGUGAUUUUUUUGAAUUGCCCCUUGAGUUUAAUAAUUUCACAUUCUUUUCACCCUUUUUCUCAAUCUAGAUUAAAAUUAGGAGAUAUAUCAUGUUCUUCUCUGUAUUUUAGCUUUUUAGUGACCAGUAUGCCUCUACAUUUUUCUACGAAUAAGAGGUUAUAACACACAUUUAUAACUCUUAACCUAAAGGGAACAAGGAGUUCGCAUAUUUUACUUCCCAAACCUUCUCAUUCAGGGUUCAGAUUAAGAGAAUCAUGAGUCAGACAUCUGGUGAAACUACAGGUAUUUGAGUCUAAGAUCAUCUUCAAAAUUCUGAAAUCACAGACUUUACCCAUCUCCUGAAUGGAUGUUCAGAGAGGCUUCUCCUGGGCCUCGUGGUGGUGAUGGUUGAGGUCAAACCACACACAAAAAAAAUGAGAACACAAGACCGAAGUACAUUCUUCCAGAAAAGCGUUUUGUGGCAAUUACAGAGAAGGGCUUGCCCUAAUCUCAUCAGUGACUUCCUUCUGCAAAGCGUUUAAUAUAAAAACCUUAUGAAUAUAAUAGAACUGGAUUUUCUAACCUAACCAAGAAAACUGUAAGUUUUAUUGUUAUCUUGAAACAUGAGUUGUGUCCAUGGAACUCUUCAACAUGAGAAGAAUGUUCAUGGUUAAUAAUUUACUUUGUGACAUCAUGAUCUAAAAUGUGUCUAACUUAUGCCUUUUGUCCCAUGGUCCUAUUUUUGAAUUAUCAACAUUAAGUCAAUCUCUUUGCUUCUUGGGUGGGAGUAGGGGCAUGGGACAGAGCGUGAGCUCCUUGGCAAAACUUAUGACAUUGCAGUUGCGUGACUUUAUAGUGUUAACUUAAAGAAAACACUCUAAUUUUAUUUUAACCUUUCUUAAUUGGAAAAAAAGUCACAUGGUUUUACCAUGAUUAAAAUAAAGUGACUUUUAACGUGUGUUUUCUGAAAUAAAAGACAUGAACUCUUCAAUUAAAAAGUUCCUCAUAGGGACUCCGGCAAAUGCUAGCACGGUUGCUUUACAAUGUUUACAAUAAGUAGAAAAUACUACUUAUAGUAGAAAAUCCUCAUUUAUUUGGCAUUGAAAAGCUGGAAGUCGCUUCUUUAAUGUUGAAUAUACACAGUGGUAUGGAGCAUGGACUUUCUAAAUGUUUUAUACAUAUACAUAUAAAAAUAUAUUGGUGUCUCACACCCAGAAAGAUGCUAUAUUGUAGAAAUUAUUAGCAAGAAAAGUGUUUCUCAGGAACGUAGUAAAUUUUAAAUGAUGUAUGUACUUCCUGUCUCGCCCACCACCACCUCUGUGCUCUAACUCAAGACUGUUCCCGUAGUGUUGGCUCAGAUGGUGGAAAACGUUUUCUAAUCAAGUCAGGGGAAUGUGUAUUCUGCUAAAUAAUGUUAACCAUUUACAUGAAUUGUACGGUCAUUAAAUGGAAUCAGUGAUUCCUCUUUAAUUUCCGGGGGGGGGAGAUGAAUUAUAGAAAUCAAUCAGCAUUUAUUCUGAUCAUUAAAUUUUAUAUUUUAAUUGUGCAAUUCAGCAUUCUAAAUAUCCAAUACAAAAGUCACAUGAUGAUUUGUUCUACUUUGUGUGGACUGUAUAAAACUUCUAACCUGUAAUUUUAAAUGUUUUUUCAGGAAAUGAGUGCAGUCAGAAAGUCAUAGAUUGUAGCAUUCAUAGUUUUUAAGUUAUUUAUAAAAACAUCAUAAUUAUGACAAAGCUAGAUGGACAUUAGUGUUUAUUUUCAUGCAGUUGUUCUCUGAUAGUUCCUGGUUUUAAAACUUGUUUCAUUAAAUAAAUCUAUAAUCUUAUAACAAUCUACAAAAUAGAUGGAGAAAAUGCCCACCCCUUUUUACAUCAUAUGGACCAGGAAUUCUUUUUGUAAAUUACUUAAGGUAACACCGUACAGGUUAGUGCCUAAUAAAUGCUUUUUAAUGACGAACAUUUCUAUAAUGCCUCAUAAGAUGCCAUCUGAUUUUUCUCACAUUAAAAUAACUGAAGUCACUUGUGAAACUUAAGUUAUAUUUUGCUGCAUUUUAAUUAACCUUCAACAGCUAUUAAAAUGGAAUGUAAGUUAAAUUUUGAAGGAAAUAAAUGUUUUCCAUUUUUCAUCUUGAUUUAUUUUCUGUAUGAGAGCAGCUGUGUUUUUGAUAGGUUUAUGGUUUGCAUGAAUUAAUAUUUAAAGUGAUCCAGGCCAAUGCAUGGCUACCGCUGUAAAUCUUGAUGUUUAUUUCUGCCUUAUAAAAUUCUAUCAUGGCCUACCUGGAAUUUAAUAUUCAGUGGACAAAUUAAUUGGUCCUCCACACAACAUUUUUUAAAAGUAGAUUGUUUUACAAACAAAUUUAAUUGAAUCUUUUGUUUAGCUUGCCUCUAAGAACGUUUCCUAAUAAAGCUCACAAAACUUCUCAGCAAAUAAAUCUCCCUUAAGUAGAAAAAAAGCUAGUUUUCAUAUUUGCUUACUUUGAAUUAACAGCAACUUUCCAUAGGUAUAUCUGCUCUGGCAAAGAUAUGAGCAGCAUAUUUAAAAAUAAUAUAAAUAUUUUUAUGUUUCGUGGCUCUAAAAGAGAAGCCAUAAAUGCAGAAAAUACUGUUUGUUGUUUGUUUAAUGACUUCAAGCUUCAUUUUUCACAUUUUCAAGUUUCUUAGGUUAAAAAAAAAGGCAGCCUUGGAAGGCAGCGACUAUGGAAAACUAGUUCGCAUUAAAGUUAAAGUCAUAUUUUCAGCUCCCUAAAAAAACCAUUCCUGCUGAAACUGCUGUCGAAAUUUUGAAGCUGCAUGACUGGAGAGUAUUGAACCUGUGGUGUUCGUAGUUUUCUCAGGUUUGUUUAUCUUGAUGUUCGAUGCACUGUGUUUUAUAAAUAGUUAUUAAAGUUGAGUAAUAUCAUUUCUAUGCAGUGUUAUGUGUCAUUGGCCUUUUGUGAAUGUGCAUGUUUUAAACUGCAAAUUUUAAACAUUUUGUCCUCUAAUUGUUAUUAAAUAAACUUUACCAUUACAUAAA
Molecule: messenger RNA, 8214 nt
Organism: Carlito syrichta (Philippine tarsier)
Lineage: Eukaryota; Metazoa; Chordata; Mammalia; Primates; Tarsiidae
Gene: ATP8A1
Product: ATPase phospholipid transporting 8A1
Exons: 38
Coding region: 1-3600 (1199 amino acids)
Biological process (GO): phospholipid translocation
Cellular component (GO): plasma membrane
Molecular function (GO): magnesium ion binding; ATP binding; ATPase-coupled intramembrane lipid carrier activity
Source: RefSeq, a predicted model, not a curated record